Messenger RNA from Cylindrotheca closterium, 1506 nucleotides. The record is from the annotation of a GenBank genome assembly. NCBI's taxonomy places the organism in Eukaryota, Bacillariophyta, Bacillariophyceae, Bacillariales, Bacillariaceae.
AUGAUUUUCCGACCCAAGGUCGUUGUACUACCCGUUACCAAUCAAGUAAUCCAGCAUGUUGAAGCUUCGGCUGCUGCCAAAGGUGUUACUUCCAUGAAGUUCUUCGAUAGGAAGAGAGAUUUGGAGACAUUUCAAAAUGGCGAUCAAAUCGCAGGAGUGGAUGACACGGAACAAGGUUACUUAGUAGAAGAAGCCUUUGAUCAGGACUAUGAACCUGAAGAUGAAGAUGAACGUGAUUUCAACCUACAUGGACAAUUCGAUGAUAUCAAUGACUCCAAAAGAGAAGCGCUCUUGGCAGAUGCAGACAAUGAUGUCGAUGAUAUGCCAGAACUCACUGUCAGAUUCCAAGGGGAUGAUGACUAUGAAUCAGAUGACGAUUCAGGUGAUCAAGGCGACGGAGAGGAAGAACCUAUUGGUGUGGUCGAUUGGGAUCACCAUCAAGAAAAUGUCGAUAGAGGAACCGGUGAUAUUGGGAGGCUGGUUACUGAUCUGGGGGACCUACAAGAGCCACCAGAAGAAGAGAUUGUAUUUGAGCCUGAAACGCCUCAAGUAGCCAAAGUCACUCAAUCUGGGCAAACGUAUGCGCAAGCUGCAGUGUCUGGGCUGAACCUUUCCCAAGUUCCAAAGAAACCAAGAGAAUGGCCUUCGAGCAGGAGUGGCAGUUCUGCCAAUAAGAACAAGAAUCAAGUUGCGACAAGACGCAAGCAUCAAGAAAGAGAAUUGAAACCGUUGAAGAACAAGUUAAAAUCUGGUACUUGUACCAAAGAAGGAAGUCGCAGUACUAAAGACAGUGAAGCUAUCCUUGAAGCACAGCACAAUCUAUGUUUCCAACAGAUUGGGAACGAGAUGAAAGCUGAUUAUGCAGAGCACAAUGCUAUUCUGAUUGCUUGUUGCAUGAUGAAGAUGGCCAAGUUUGAUACUGAAGAAGGUCUGAACUUCAUCCAACAGUACUACAUCAAUCAAGGACUGAAGAAGUUUGGUGAUAAUGGAAAGAAUGCUGUGGAUAAGGAAUUGAGACAAAUGCUUCUGAGAGAUUGUUUCACUCCGGAAUUUGUUAAAGACAUGACCGCGUCUGAGCGAAAGAAGGCCCGAUCAGCGAUGAUGUUACUAGCAGAGAAGCAAUUUGAAAAUACAAUUAAAGGUUGCCUAGUAUACCAAGGCGAUGGAACUCGUGAAUGGUUUUUGCAAGAGGACACUGCAAGUCCAACUGCUUUGCAAGAAGCAAUCACCACUACUUGUGUUAUUGAUGCACACAAAGGUAGAGAUAUAAUGACAAUGGACGUGCCUAACGCUUUCAUUCAAACUUAUAUGCCUGAAGCUAAGGAAGGAGAAGAUUGUAUCUACAUGAAAAUCACUGGCAUGAUGGUCCAGAUAUUGAUUGACAUGGCCCCAGAGUAUCGCAAAUACGUUGUAUUAGAGAACGGAAAGCGAGUAAUCGAUGUGCGAUCGCUAUAUGUUCCGAGUAAAAAUUACUCGUUCCGAAUAAAAAUUGCUUGUUCCGAAUAA